AUGGAAUGUGCUCUUAUUUUCCCCAUUCAGUACACAGGCAGCUGUUCAUUUGAAGACCCCUACAGCAGCUGUGGCUACAGUGUGGCCCUCGGGACCAAUGGCUUCGCUUGGGAGCAAGUCAACACUUGGGAGAGGCCCACCAUGGACGCAGCUGUUCCCACAGGUUCUUUUAUGGUGGUGAACGGCUCCGGCCGGGCAUCGGGACAGAAGGCCCACCUGCUCCUGCCUACCCUGAAGGAGAACGACACCCACUGCAUCGACUUCCACUAUUCUCUAUCCAGCCGCGAAGGCUCCAGUCCCGGGGCACUCAAUGUCUACAUUAAGGUGAAUGGCGGCGCCCAGGGUAACCCUGUGUGGAACGCCUCCGGCUCGGUGACCGAGGGUUGGGUCAAGACCGAGCUGGCCAUCAGUACCUUCUGGCCCAACUCCUAUCAGAGACCUGAAGGCCUGAGUCCCUCUUCCCAGUCUGGCAGCCUUCACCGAGAGCCCUGUGUGAUAUUCGAGUCUGUAUCCGUACAGGGCCAUCCAGGGUUCAUCGCGGUGGACGAGGUCCGAGUGUUGGCCCACCCAUGCCGGAAAGCGCCUCACUUCCUGCGGCUGCAGAAUGUGGAGGUGAAUGUGGGCCAGAACGCCACCUUCCAGUGUACCGCCGGGGGGAAGUGGUCACAACACGACCAACUGUGGCUACAGCAGUGGAAUGGUAAAGACACAGCCCUCAUGGUGACGCGGGUGGUGAACCACCGGCGUUUCUCAGCCACCGUCAGCGUCGGGGACACGUCUCAGAGAAGCACCAGCCGCUAUCGCUGUGUCAUCCGCUCCGAUGGUGGCUCUGGGGUCUCCAACUACGCAGAGCUAAUCGUCAAAGCUCCCCCCACGCCCAUUGCCCCUCCGGAGCUCUUGGCGGUGGGGGCCACCUACCUGUGGAUCAAGCCCAACGCCAACUCCAUCAUCGGGGACGGACCUAUCAUCCUGAAGGAGGUGGAGUACCGCACCACCACGGGCAACUGGGCCGAGACCCACAUCGUGGAUGCCCCCACCUACAAGCUUUGGCAUUUGGACCCCGACGUGGAGUACGAGAUCAAGGUUCUGCUGACCCGGCCAGGCGAGGGAGGCACGGGGCCCCCGGGACCUCCACUCAUCACCCGGACCAAGUGUGCUGACCCAGUCAACGGGCCUCAGAAUGUCAAUGUGGUGGACAUCCGGGCCCGCCAGCUCACCCUGCAGUGGGAGACGUUUGGCUAUGCCGUGACGCGCUGCCACAGCUACAACCUGACCGUGCAGUACCAGUACGUGUUCAACCAGCAGGAGUUUGCGGCCGAGGAACUGAUCCAGACGUCGUCCCACUACACCCUGCGGGGUCUGAGGCCCUUUGUCACCGUUCGCCUUCGCCUGGUCCUUGCCAAUCCUGAGGGCAGCAAGGAGAGCGAGGAGAUUGUCAAGCAGACGGAGGAGGAUGUUCCCGGCUCUGUUCCAAUGGAGUCCACCCAGACCGGACCAUACGAGGAGAAGAUCUUCAUGCAGUGGAAGGCACCUAACGAGACCAAUGGUGUCAUCACGCUAUACGAGAUCACCUAUAAGGCUCUGAGCUCCUUGGACCCCAGUGCAGACCUGACCACCCAGCGCGGCAGGGUGUUCAAGCUACGCAACGAGACCCAUCACCUGUUUGUGGGGCUCUACCCAGGCACCACCUACUUCUUCACCCUCAAAGCCAGCACCAACAAAGGUUUUGGACCCCCUGUUACCACCCGCAUCGCCACCAAGAUAGCAGCCCCAUCGAUGCCGGAAUACGAGACAGACACGCCCCCUCUGAACGAGACGGACACCACCAUCACAGUUCUGCUGAAGCCUGCCCAGUCCAGAGGAGCUCCCGUCAGGUACCACACUAUGACAUCACUUCCUGUCAAAAGUUACAUGUCCAAGUGUCUCUAUUUUUGA
Oncorhynchus nerka (sockeye salmon) is the source of this 1935-nucleotide messenger RNA. RefSeq names its product receptor-type tyrosine-protein phosphatase T-like. The record is from RefSeq and is a predicted model, not a curated record. Gene Ontology annotation, molecular function: protein binding. The transcript has 12 exons. Gene Ontology annotation, cellular component: membrane. The coding region runs from base 1 to 1935 and encodes 644 amino acids. NCBI's taxonomy places the organism in Eukaryota, Metazoa, Chordata, Actinopteri, Salmoniformes, Salmonidae.